AUGUUACCAUUAAAUUGUUCAAUUGAUAAUAUUUGUGGAAAGCAUGGUAUAUGUAAAGAUGGAAUUUGUGAAUGUAUAGCAUAUUGGGAUGGAAACUAUUGCGAGACUCCAUUCAAAGAUGAAUUGGGAAAUGUUUUUUUAUUCUGGCGUUUUAGAAUUUUAUAUUUAUCUUUGGACCCAAUGGUCCAAACCUAUUUAAUUCCACCUACAAUAACACAAUUACUCGGUGGACUAUCAUUAUACUUUGUUUUUACAGCAUAUUUAUUAGUAUUAUUACAUUGGAUAAGUGUUUAUCACCAUGUAUUUUCAACAAGAUGUCAUAAGAUUCUUAUUCCCGCUACAAAAAGAGUAUUUAUAGUUGUUAAUACUAUUUGGUUGUUGGCAGAGCUGACUGCAAGAAUUCUUUAUGGACUAGAACAAUCGAAUAUCUUGAAAUUAGAUAGUGGACUUGAACUCAUCGAUUUGUUGUAUGGAAUCUAUAUUGUAGUGGUUGGAUUCGUAUUUUCAUUCUUUUUCAUGGUGUACGGAUCACUCAUAUUCGUUAGGAUCAGAGAUGCACAAUUCGAAAAGAAAACAAAAGAAAAAGUAUUUACAAAAUUAACAUUUAUAGUUACAAUCUUGUCAUGGACAUUCCUAGUUGCUACAAUAUCAGUGAUACUGAUUGUCGUAUUCAAUGGACAAAAGACACCGUUCGGUGCAAUUUUCUCCAUGAGUGCCCAGUUUAUUUUCGAAAUUGUAUUGAUCAUAGAGAUGUUCUAUAUUCUUAAAAGGCAAGAGAUGAAAUAA
Messenger RNA from Heterostelium album PN500, 786 nucleotides. Its product is annotated as calcium-binding EGF-like domain-containing protein. The transcript is spliced from 4 exons. NCBI's taxonomy places the organism in Eukaryota, Evosea, Eumycetozoa, Acytosteliales, Acytosteliaceae. The coding region runs from base 1 to 786 and encodes 261 amino acids. The record is from RefSeq and is a predicted model, not a curated record.